AUGAAUUUGAAGUUGCUGCGUAAAGCGGAGUUAUUACAGCUUGCAAAGGAGUUGCGUUCGGAUGUUUCUGACGCACUCCGGAAACCAGAAUUGAUCGAGGCUAUUAGUGCUCUGGAGGCUGAGGAAGAUGAGCUGACGGAAUGCCUUGAGAUAAUUCGAGAAAGGGAAGCCGCAAAAAGACAGGCAGAGGAGCGUAGAGAACAGCAAGAGAAAGAGCAGCGCGAGGAACGCAAUCACGCGCUCGAGUUAAAGCGACUCGAGGUUGAAAUAGAGCGCGUGCGAACGGCAGGGCAGAGAAGCGAGGCAAACAGUGCAGGGGUGCACAUAUCGCUCAAAAUGACAGAACUAAUUCGCCCUUAUAAACUCGGAGAGGACAUUGGGUUGUUCUUGGUGAACUUUGAGCGGACGUGUGAGAAGCAGGGGUUCUCCCGUGAGUCGUGGCCACAGCGCUUGCUCACACUCUUACCUGGCGAGGCAGCAGAAGUAAUCGCUCGUUUAUCCACUGAGGAGGUCGACGAUUACGAUAAAGUAAAAUCCAGUUUGCUUAGGAAGUACAGGCUGUCCGCGGAGGCAUUCCGGCGGAAAUUCCGUGAAUUGAAGAAAGGAAGGAGUGAGUCAUAUACUGAAUUUGCCUAUAAACUGAAAUCAAACAUGGUGGAAUGGCUAAAGGAGGAGAAGGCCUACGGUGACCACGCAAAGGUUAUUGAGUGUUUUUUACUAGAGCAAUUCUACAACCGGUUACCAGAGAACAUUAGGCAUUGGGUGCAAGACAGGCCAGAUGUUAGCUCUGUAGCCAGAGCCGCAGAGCUAGCAGAGGAAUUCGUCACAUGUCGGGCUCGCAAAGGCAGUGACAGUGGUCGAAAAGGGGGUCCCGAUUUUAGGUUCAAGCCAAAGAGAGGGCCUAUGGGUGGACAAGGCACAGGCCUCCCGGUGCAGGAAGUCUACCAGCACCUUGUUGCCAAGCCGGCUGGGGUGGACACCAUCCCUGCUCAGGAAUCCAGGCCACAAGACUAUCCAGGAUAG
This is a messenger RNA of Rhipicephalus microplus (southern cattle tick), 1023 nucleotides long. RefSeq lists its product as uncharacterized. The record is from RefSeq and is a predicted model, not a curated record. NCBI's taxonomy places the organism in Eukaryota, Metazoa, Arthropoda, Arachnida, Ixodida, Ixodidae.